Messenger RNA from Pyrenophora tritici-repentis Pt-1C-BFP, 1411 nucleotides. RefSeq names its product YTH1, Cleavage and polyadenylation specificity factor (CPSF) Zn-finger protein. Lineage: Eukaryota; Fungi; Ascomycota; Dothideomycetes; Pleosporales; Pleosporaceae. The record is from RefSeq and is a predicted model, not a curated record. Gene Ontology annotation, cellular component: cytoplasm; nucleus; eukaryotic translation initiation factor 3 complex. Gene Ontology annotation, molecular function: translation initiation factor activity. Gene Ontology annotation, biological process: translational initiation.
GUCGCCGACAACGAAUUUCGCGCCCGGCCUGCCAUCCUCACCCACCACGCCGCCUUUGUUGCACCCACACCCCGCAGCUGCGACGGAAACUCUGCGACAAAUACCCAACAUGGCCGACGCUGCGACAAACAUCGCCGAGCAAUACUCGCUCCUCCCCAAGCUUAUGCCCAACCUCGACCGUCACCUCGUCUACCCGCUCCUCAACUUCUCCAGCGAUGAAGAAGCCGACCAGACCCCGGAGCAGAAGAAACUCCUUCUCGAACUCCUCAAGCCCACAAACAUGACGGAUUUCGUCGGACAGCUACACCAGGAAGUCCACGGACUCGACGACAUGUCUGACGAGUUCAAGCAGAAGCGCGAGGCUGUACUGCAAAAGCGCGACCAGCUUGAGGAGGCCACUAGCAAGAUCAGCGGACUGCUCGACGACGAGAAUGUUGUUACGAACCUUAGGAGUGACAAGCAGCAGAACUUGGCUUACUUGAAGGAGAGCCAUGGCGUCGAGAUGGAGAUGGUCAACCAAUUGUUGGAGUUUGGUCAGUUCCAGUACUCAUGUGGUGUCUACCCACAUGCUGCUGAGCUGCUCUAUCGUUUCAGGGUUCUUACCACAGACGGUGACAAGGAGCGCGAAGCCACCUGGGGAAAGCUCGCCUGCGAGAUCCUUUCCGUCAACUGGGAUUCCGCCAUAGAGGAGAUCAACAAGCUCAAGGAGAUCAUCGACACACGCCUCUUCAACAACCCACUCGCACAACUCCAGCACCGCACCUGGUUGAUCCACUGGUCGCUGUUCCCCCUUUUCAACCACGAAACCUCGCGCGAAGCCCUCACCGACAUGUUCUUCUCGCCCGCCUACAUCAACACCAUCCAGACAAACUGCCCAUGGAUCCUGCGCUACCUGGCCGCCGCCGUCAUCACCGCCCGCAACCGUGGCAGGAACUCGAACCAGUACCAGAAGCAGCUCAAGGACCUGAUCAGGAUUGUACGGCAAGAGGGCUACGAGUACAGCGACCCAGUCACCGACUUCAUCAAGGCCCUGUACAUCGACUUUGACUUUGAGGAGGCACAGAAGAAGCUCAGCGAAACAGAGGAAAUUCUCAAGAACGACUUCUUCUUGUUGGGUGCAGCAGACCAAUUCGUCGACGCCGCGAGACAUCUCAUCUCGGAGAGCUACUGCAAGAUCCACCAGAGGAUCGACAUCAAGGAUCUCUCCACCCGCCUCGGCCUCUCGCAAGACGAGGGUGAGAAGUGGAUUGUUAACCUCAUCCGCGACACACGCGUAGACGCAAAGAUCGAUUACCAAGCCGGCACAGUCGUUAUGAACCACCCACCACAAUCCGUCUACCAACAAGUCAUCGAGCGGACAAAGGGCGGCUUCUUCAGGACUCAGGUCUUGAGUGCUGCCGUCGCGAAAUGA